This is a messenger RNA of Copidosoma floridanum, 710 nucleotides long. RefSeq names its product alpha-crystallin A chain. Gene Ontology annotation, biological process: response to heat; protein refolding. Gene Ontology annotation, cellular component: nucleus; cytoplasm. The record is from RefSeq and is a predicted model, not a curated record. Lineage: Eukaryota; Metazoa; Arthropoda; Insecta; Hymenoptera; Encyrtidae.
AUGAGAUCGCGAGUGUCACUGAUCCCGAAGCUAAUGACGCAGAUGUGGGAGCAGAUGGAAAGGCCGCAUCGGCUGUUCGAUCAACACUUUGGUCAGCACUUCAUGAUGCACCCCGAGUCGUUUUUCACGCCCCUCGAGCGUAAGAUUUUCCGGGAGAUGCAGAGUCCGUUGCAUUCACGAGCUUUGGCCGACUUUUAUCGUGACCAGGAGCAAUAUCAACGAGGCCAGUCGGUGAUCAAAGACGAUAAGGACAAAUUUUCAGUGCAGAUAGAUACCAGUCAAUUUUCUCCGGAUGAAGUAAACGUUCGUGUUGUCGACGACCAGAUCAUUGUUGAAGGUAAACACGAGGAAAAACAAGAUGAUCAUGGAAGAAUCUAUAGACACUUCAUCAGGAAAUACACGGUACCAGAAAUCUGUGAAACAGAAAAAGCCACAAGUACUCUCUCAGAAGAUGGUAUACUCUCUAUCACUAUCCCACGAAAGCCCGAGUCGAUCGAACAAAAGCGCGAAAAAGUUAUAAAGAUCGAAAAAACUGGAAAACUUGCCAUUGAAAAGAAAAAGGAAGAACCCACAGAAGAAACCCAGCAGAUGGAAAACACAAAGGUUGCUCAUAGUCAAUGAACAUCUACCCCGUUUGUUCCCGGAUAAGACUGGUUUUCUCCUCAUUCUCUUGAUACUUUUGUAUAUUUAACAAUUUCAUGUUUGUUAAU